AUGUCGCUGCGCUUGGUUUGUACUGCCACAACAUUGACCCAAUAUUCCUCAGUGGAGCCCUCAUGCUCGCUUGGUACUCUUUGGAGCCUUCUCACAGCUGGAUGUAACCUAGCAACCAGUAUAUCACCUGUAGUAACAACAUUUCUGACUACAAACUAUGGCUGGUCGGCAGGAUUUAUCACUCCUGGCUUCAGCACGGCUGUUAUGUCUGUCUUAGUUUAUUGUGUUAUUUGCGACUCUCCGUCAGAGAUAGGACUGGAUGAAUUUAACCAAAGAACUGCAAAAUCAUCAAGAACUGAACACAAAACAGCAAUGACUAAGAGAGAGCAGAUAGCAGCAUUGUUACUGAGCCCAUUUUUGUGGAUUUUAAGUGUUGGAUAUCUUUUGACGUUAUUUGUAAAAACAGGAGUUGGCGAGUGGACACAACUAUUCUUGAUGCAGACAGUAGGAAAAUCACAAUAUGACAGUAGCAUUGCAAUGAGCUUUUUAGAAAUUGGUGGACUUUUUGGCAGUAUAACUUCUGGUUAUGUUACAGACAAGUUGGUGCAAAAGUAUGGAACAUCAACGGUGUCAAGUCCCAGAAUUCCUCCCAUGAUUUUGUUUGCAUUUAUUCAGCUAGCAUGUGUGUAUCUCUUACAUACAGCUGUGACGUCAACUACAUCUUUGUGGUUUAUCUCAGCAUUGAUAUUUGGCAUAGGGUUUUCACUCUACACAGCCAUUAACUUGUAUGGAGUGUUAGCCAUGGAAAAUGGUCCCCCAGGACUGUCUGGAACAUCCCAUGCUAUCGUUGCCCUAGCAGCAAACGUUGGUGCAACCCUUGCAGGAAUCCCCCUGACGACAAUCAGCAAGUCUUAUGACUGGGGAGGUGUGUUUGUUGUCCUUGAACUGGCUUCUUUGUUCUGCGGCUGUUUGUUGAUUGGAGCACAAAAUGUCAGUAGGCACAUGAUUGAUCCAUCAAAGUUUGAAUGAAGAUUCUACACGAACAAAGAAACAUGGCCUGAACAUCCCACGUAAUAAUUACAUUCUGAAACACUUUUCCAAGGUUUAUCAAGUCUUUAGUCUAGAAAUGAACAAGUUAAACAUUAAAUUAAUUAUUUAAAUUAAUUUAAUUAUUUUAACAUUAAAUUAAUUUAUUUAAUGUUUAACUUGUUCAUUUCUAGAGUAAAGACUUGAUAAACCUUGGAAAAGUGUUUCAGAACGUAAUUAUUCUUCACCAUGUCGCCAGUUCCAACUGAAAUAUUCAAGACACAGUAAUGAACAUUUCAUUUUCCUUGUUUCAAGAUUUUUACAUAUUUGACAGGCAUGUAAGUCGGUCUCCCUUAUUGUGGAGGGCUGGUUGACUUAACGAUGUUUAAUUUCUUAAAGCCAUUAUAUUUGUUAGCCUAUUUUUAAAAUCAGAUUUUAAAAUCCAUAAAA
Orbicella faveolata is the source of this 1416-nucleotide messenger RNA. RefSeq names its product glucose-6-phosphate exchanger SLC37A4-like. The record is from RefSeq and is a predicted model, not a curated record. NCBI's taxonomy places the organism in Eukaryota, Metazoa, Cnidaria, Anthozoa, Scleractinia, Merulinidae. Gene Ontology annotation, biological process: glucose-6-phosphate transport; phosphate ion transmembrane transport. Gene Ontology annotation, cellular component: endoplasmic reticulum membrane. Gene Ontology annotation, molecular function: glucose 6-phosphate:phosphate antiporter activity.